AUGAGGCUGCUGGCUGGGCUGGGGCCGCUCCUCUUCUUGGGCUCCCUGCUGGCACAUAUCCACUGUGAGGACGUGUUUGGCAUCGUGGGAGAAAAUUUUACUUUUCCAGUAAAAAUAGACCAAAAAAUAACGGAAAUUAUUUGGACGAAAAACAAGGAUAAAGUGGCUGAAUGGGAAGGGCAAACCAACCCGACAUAUUUUACUUCUCUCCGUAACAGAGGCUUGCUUAACAAGGAUUAUGGGUCCUUGACUAUAUUUAACUUGGAGAACGGUGAUGCUGGCACAUAUGUGUUAGACUACUUCGAUUCUGGGAAGAAAAAUUAUGACUUAACCUUCACACUUGCUGUGUUAGAUCCCCCUUCAGAACCUGAAAUAAGUUGCAACAUCAGUGGUGAUGACAUCCUGUUAAAAUGUACAGCAGAUUUCCAGCAGCCUCUACGUUACACUUGGAAGUUAGGUAGCAAGUCAAUCACUCAGCAGACCCAGGAAGUUGUAAUCUCUAAGGCGAUUGUUGAUGCUUCCAAGAAAGCUUCGUGUUUCAUUAAUUUCUCUCAAACGGAAAAGAGCUCUGAAAUCUCUUUCACUCAAUGCUUUCCAGAUAACACAGAUAAAGAGUUGAACAAGGAGGACGGUGCCCUGAAAGACAAGCAGACAGUUAACAGUGGUGCAAAUCAGGAAGAGCUCUCUACCAAGCAGAACAGCACCCUGGCGUCCAAGUGUGGAGCUGACAAUGGUGCAAGUGAGGAAGACAUCUGUAAGACGGAGAACAGCAGCUUGCUGGUCAAUCAUACAGAUGACCAACGCGCAAAUGAGGGAGCUUUGCUGCACUUUGAGCAUGCUGUAGAGCCGCUGUAG
Nipponia nippon (crested ibis) is the source of this 855-nucleotide messenger RNA. The record is from RefSeq and is a predicted model, not a curated record. NCBI's taxonomy places the organism in Eukaryota, Metazoa, Chordata, Aves, Pelecaniformes, Threskiornithidae.